This is a messenger RNA of Hemiscyllium ocellatum (epaulette shark), 1080 nucleotides long. RefSeq names its product procathepsin L-like. The transcript has 7 exons. Bases 1 to 1080 code for a protein of 359 amino acids. Lineage: Eukaryota; Metazoa; Chordata; Chondrichthyes; Orectolobiformes; Hemiscylliidae. Gene Ontology annotation, molecular function: cysteine-type endopeptidase activity. The record is from RefSeq and is a predicted model, not a curated record. Gene Ontology annotation, biological process: immune response. Gene Ontology annotation, cellular component: lysosome.
AUGAAGUUCUGUCUGUUUCUGGGCUGUGUGGCAGUGUCUAUUCUGGCUGUAGCCUCAGGCCACACGUUUAAUUCAACACUGGAUGAAGACUGGAAGAGUUGGAAGUCACAUUAUGAGAAGCAGUACACCCAGGAUGAAGAGAGCUACAGGAGAAUGGUAUGGGAAGACAAUAUGAGAUACAUCAGACAACACAAUCUGGAGCACUCGAUGGGGAAACACACCUUCACUGUGGGAAUGAACCAGUAUGGAGAUCUGACAACUGAAGAGUUUAAUGAACUCAUGAAUGGAUUCUUCCAAGAUGAAGCUGAUAACUCGACUGAAGAAGAUGAUGAUAAAGGAGAUGGUUAUGAUGAAGAUGUUGAUGAUCUUGAAUCUGAUGAAUUUGAAGAAAGUGAUGAUGUUAUGAAACAUGCAAUCAUUGACUGGCGUCAAAGAGGUUUGGUUACUCCAGUGAAAAAUCAGGGACCCUGUGGUUCGUGCUGGGCUUUCAGUGUGACUGGUGCCAUUGAAGGACAGUGGGCAAAGAUCUGUAAAAGGCUGGUUUCUCUGAGUGAACAGAAUUUGCUUGAUUGUGACAGACGUAACUAUGGAUGUAAUGGUGGAUACAAAAUAUAUGCCUUUCAAUAUGUGAUAAAAAAUGGUAUUCAAUCAGAAAAAGCUUACCCAUACAAACAAAAUCGCUGCAAAUUUCGGAAAGAUAAGAUUGCUGCCAGAAUCAAAGCAAUCAAAAAAGUAAGAAGAGGUGAACAAAACUUAGCGAAGGUUUUGAAAAACCGUGGACCAAUCGCUGUAUCCCUCAAUUCGCAUCCAAGGUCCUUCCACUUGUAUAAACAAGGAGUUUACUCUGAUCCUAAAUGCACCCAACGCCGAGGCCAUGCAGUGCUUGUGGUUGGAUUUGGAAGAGAAGAUGGAAUGAAUUAUUGGCUGGUUAAAAACAGUUGGGGAACACGCUGGGGUGAAAAAGGUUUCAUCAAAAUAGCUAAGGAUCGAGGGAAUCUGUGUGGAAUUGCCAACUAUGCGGUCUAUCCAAAAGUGACAAGGCGUAUGUGCAAAACCCUUGCUUCAUCAAAUUCCACCUGA